Molecule: messenger RNA, 2517 nt
Organism: Halteromyces radiatus
Lineage: Eukaryota; Fungi; Mucoromycota; Mucoromycetes; Mucorales; Cunninghamellaceae
Exons: 6
Coding region: 1-2517 (838 amino acids)
Cellular component (GO): plasma membrane
Molecular function (GO): calcium-activated cation channel activity; nucleic acid binding
Source: RefSeq, a predicted model, not a curated record
AUGAUUCUUAGAUUUUUACGUAUGGGUAUGGUGGUGUUUAUUAGUUUCUCUCUUUUGGCUAUUCCUAUUUUGUUUCCUAUUAAUAUCAUCAAUCAAUUGGAUUCCCCUGGUCUCAAUAAACUUACUAUUGGUAACAUUCGUGAUUCUCAUCGUUUAUGGGCUCAUCUUGUUUUAUCCGUGGUAUUCACAGCUGGUAUCAUUUAUUAUACAUUCCGUGAAACCCGCCGGUAUCUUGUUUUACGACGCGCUUACUUGAUGAGUGAUGAAUAUAGGAAUUCUGUUAUGGCUCGUACUUUAUAUGUUCCUUCUAUUCCUGAAGAUAUUAAUACUGUGGAAAAUUUGAAACGACUCUUCAGUAAAUUCCCUGGUGGAGUACGACAUGUUUGGCUCAAUCGUGAUCUCAAGGAUUUACCUGAUCAAGUGGAUGAACGUCUAAAAAAUGUGUGUAACUUGGAAACUGCUAUUACCAAAGUAAUCUUAGCGUCGUACAAACACAAUAACAAGGAUCAAUCUGGUGAUGAAGAAGAAAAUACUGGAGGUUACACCAUCCCCAAGAAAUUACGUCCUACACAUCGUGUCAAGCCUGGAUUUAUGCCUUUUGGUCUUCCUCUUGUUGGUCGCAAAGUAGAUUCUAUUGAUUAUUACAACAAAGAAAUCGCUCGUCUCAAUGAAGAAAUUCAAGCAAAACAACGUGAUAUUCCCAAUCGCAAACAACGUAAUUCUGCCUUUAUCGAAUUCCAUUAUCAAUCUGCUGCUCAAAUGGCUGCUCAAACUUUGAUCCAUCAUACUGAACUUCAAAUGUCUCCUCGUUAUGUUCAAAUUGCUCCUUCUGAUAUUAUUUGGGAUAAUAUGAACAUCAAAUCUUUUGAACGUUUAAUUCGUCGAAUGAUCAGUAUCUCUGUCACUACUGCUAUUGUGAUCUUUUGGGCUAUUCCUGUUGUAUUCGUCCAGUCUAUCUCAAGUUUACAAUCUCUCAGUAAAAUUUUACCUUUUUUGAGUGCUGUGAAUAAUUUGGGUCCUACUGUGGUUGGUAUUAUUCAAGGUAUUCUUCCAGCUGUGGCUUUGGCUAUUUUAAUCGCUUUGGUGCCUGUUAUCUUUGCUUUCUUAUCAAAACUUGAAGGUAUUCCCCAAAAAUCAUUUGUUGAUUUAUCUGUUCUCCACAAAUACUUCUUCUUUCAGUUUGUCGACGUGGUAUUGGUGUCAACUAUUGCUGGUGGUAUCUUACAAACUUUGCCUCAACUUCUUCAAAAUCCAACAACGAUCAUCAAUAUUUUGGCUGAAAAUCUUCCAAAGGCAUCCACUUUCUUUAUUACCUUUGUCAUGCUUCAAUCGACCAACGCCACAGGUCAAGCGAUUUUACAAUUGGUGCCUUACAUCUUAUCCUUUGUUAUGCCGAUCUUUUCCACAACACCUCGUGACAUUUACAAACAAAAGACAACAUUACCUGGUAUCAGUAUCGGUACGUUGAUUCCUUCGCAUAGUGUGAUCUUUGUAUUGGGCAUUGAAUAUUCAACCAUCGCACCUUUGAUUCUCCCAUUUGUGAUCCUAUUCUUCUGUUUGAAUUACUUCGUCUAUCUCUAUCAAUUCUUGUAUGUUUACGAGUUGGAAUAUGAAACUGGAGGACGAGCUUUCCCAAGGGCUAUUCGACAUGUUUACAUUGGUAUGUACACUUGGCAAUUGACAAUGAUUGGACUUUUUGCUGUACGUGGAAAUGAAGCACUUGGACAAUUAGUGAUUAUGAUUGUGGUGUUGGUGGUGACAGCCUUUGCUCUUGGUCUUUAUGACAAAUCAUUCAAACCUUUAUUCAAGUAUUUACCUAUGGAUAGCUUCCAAGACAAGGAAACUGACAUCAAAUUGGAUGAUGAUCAAAACAAAGCCAAGGUACACCAUGUAGAAGAUGAAGAUCGUCGUGUUUUGACUUCACCAGAUUCGACAUCGUCUGAUUAUAGUAAUAAUGGUGGAGGUGGUAUGACAACGGCUACGGAUAUGUCAACUCAACAAGUGCGACAACGAAACGAACAGCAAAAAAAUGAAACCCCAGAUGAUGCAGAUACUGAAGCCUUACAUCAUCGCCUUCUUUUGAAAUUGGAAUCCGAAGUCACCAAGGACACCGACGACGAUGAUGCAAAGAAUCCAGUGGUGGCUACAGCUGUCAAACAACUCUACGCAACCGAAGCAUACAUGCAUCCCGCCAGCUAUAAUACCCAGCCACCUGUCUGGCUUCCUCAAGAUGAACUUGGUAUCACGGAUGCAGAAAUGGCCGAGCUGAAAUCUCUUGGUGUGUAUUCUCUCAACUCUUAUGCAACGGCGUUCCGUAACAAAGAAAAGAAGGGCAAGGUGGAUAUUGAUGAACAAACUUUGAUUGUGGAACAACGCGGUAUUCCAGGCUCUCUUCCUGCUCCUGGCACCCAUCUGUCUCGUUACCAAAACUAUAUUCGUACCUUUGUCGACAAUGUGAACUUCUUUGCUUCUAUUGGUGGAAAUGCCAACUUUUUAGGAAAUGCUUUUGGUGGAUGA